UUGUUUGUCUUUAGUUUUAAACAGGUGGGCCCAGAUAGGGUCGGGCUAAGUACCCAGGCCAAGAGAGACCUCUAUUCCCAGCCUAUUGUCAUCAUCAGGACCACGAGGCUAUCACCACAUUGGACGGCGAUUGGUUUAUCCAGGACCUUUCUGAACCACAGGUCGCACAUCCACUUGUGUUGUGGCUCUGGCUCUGGCUCUGGCUCUGGCUAUGGCUCCGGCUCCGGCUCCUCAUCAGUCGCAGCGAAUGUGUCUUCUCCUUUGUUUCUGAAGUACCAUGGCCGCUACCAUCUCCUUCCUCUCCUCCCCUGCAAACGUAACUGCCAUAAACACAAAGGCUUGGACUCGGCGCCUCAAACCCUCUACUCUUCUUUUCUCCAAAACAACAAGAAGGAGAAGAAGCUUCAUCACAUCCUUAAACAAGGAGGAGGAGAAUAAGAAGGUGGAGAGGUUGUGGAAAUGGGGAUGCGAGAAAGGGGGGGCCGUAGCACCAGCAGUGAGGGCAGAGAUGGUGGAGACCCCGCAUUUUGGGUUGGGAUUGGUGGCGAAAAGGAGCUUGUCACAGAACCAAGUGGUUUUGGAAGUCCCAAAGAAGCUCUGGAUCAACUCCGACACUGUUGCAGCCUCUGAAAUAGGGAGGGUAUGUGGGGGUCUCAAACCAUGGAUUUCCGUUGCCCUCUUUAUCAUCACGGAAGAGAAGAAGAAGAAUGGCUCCCCCUGGUGCCCUUAUCUUGACAUCUUGCCUCAGAAAUUGGACUCUCCACUCUACUGGUCAGAGGAGGAACUUACUGAGAUACAAGGAACACAACUGCUGAGCACCACCUUGGGCGUCAAAGAGUACGUGCAAAGUGAAUUCAGCAAAGUGGAGGAAGAAAUCAUACUCCCUAACAAGCAUCUCUUCCCAUCCAUGACAGUAGAUGACUUUCUCUGGGCCUUUGGUAUACUAAGAUCAAGGGCAUUUUCACAGCUUCGUGGCAAAGAUCUUGUACUAGUACCUCUUGCUGAUCUGAUAAACCAUAGCUGCAACGUAAAUACCGAGGACGUUGCUUGGCAGAUCAAAGGAAGUGGUCUCUUCUCUCGGGAGCUUGUAUUUAGUCUACGGACACCUCUUCCUGUUAAUGCUGGGGAGCAGGUUUUCAUCCAAUAUGAUUUGAAGAAAAGCAAUGCUGAGUUGGCCCUUGAUUAUGGCUUCAUAGAGCCCAACUUGGGCAGAGAUGCCUACUCGUUAACACUGGAGAUUCCUGAAUCAGACCCCUUUUUUGGGGACAAGCUGGACAUUGCAGAGUCUAAUGGAUUUGGGGAAACUGCAUAUUUCAAUUUGUUGUUAGAUUGCGGCCUUCCAGAGGGCAUGCUGCCGUAUUUGCGGCUAGCGGCACUUGGGGGAACAGAUGCUUUCCUCCUCGAAUCCAUCUUCAGGAAUACGGUUUGGGGUCAUCUGGAGUUGCCGGUUAGCCAACCAAACGAAGAGUUUAUAUGCAAAGCUGUUGCAGAUGCCUGCAGAUCUGCCCUUUCUCUCUAUCGAACCACAAUUGAGGAGGAUGAGGAACUGCUGAAGAAGGGGAAGUUGGAACUGAGAUUGGAAAUAGCAGUGGGGGUGAGGCUGGGGGAGAAGAAGGUGCUGAACCAGAUACUGAAGACAUUCGAAGACAGAGGAAAGGAGGUUGAAGGGCUUGAAUAUUACCAGGAGAGGAGGCUCAAGGAUCUUGGUCUCGUCGGAGAACAGGGUGAGAUAAUUUUCUGGGAGUCCUGACUUUGGACAAGAAGGAUCAAACCAACGAUCUUCUGGGAGUCCUGACUUUGGACAAGAAGGAUCAAACCAACAUCCAGAGUCCAGGAUUAUAGUAUCAAAUGUCAGAUACGAUAAAUCAUCCGGCAUAGGCUGAUAACCCAUAACAAUAGAAUUGAACAAGAGAGAGGCUAUAGAGUGACCCAAUGGGUGUAUUUCCUUCUCAAAUUGAUUUUCUUUUAUUAUUUGUUUCAUCCUUUUGAACAUUGUAACCAUGCCAAACAUGCAUGGGUUCCUCUUGACAGAAAGGGCAACUAAAGAAACA
This is a messenger RNA of Amborella trichopoda, 2051 nucleotides long. It is a transcript of the gene LSMT-L, whose product is annotated as Rubisco methyltransferase family protein. Gene Ontology annotation, cellular component: chloroplast. Gene Ontology annotation, biological process: peptidyl-lysine monomethylation. The record is from RefSeq and is a predicted model, not a curated record. Lineage: Eukaryota; Viridiplantae; Streptophyta; Magnoliopsida; Amborellales; Amborellaceae. Gene Ontology annotation, molecular function: [ribulose-bisphosphate carboxylase]-lysine N-methyltransferase activity; protein-lysine N-methyltransferase activity; protein binding.